AUGGAUGGGACCCGACUUCAGGUCGUCACAUCGGGAGCCACAGCUGGUCUCAUCUCUCGCUUCAUCGUAGCUCCCCUCGAUGUCGUCAAGAUCCGCCUCCAAUUGCAGACGCACUCUCUCUCCGAUCCUUUAACGCAUCGAGACGUUCGCGGCGGACCGAUUUACAAGGGCACUUUGCCUACGAUUAAACAAAUACUCGCCAAUGAAGGGCUCACGGGGCUGUGGAAGGGCAAUGUGCCCGCCGAGCUGAUGUACAUUUGCUACAGCGCCAUACAGUUCUCAGCCUACCGCAGCAUGGCACAGCUACUGCAGCGCACUUUCGGAGAGGGGCGAAUACCGCAAUCGGCAGAAUCCUUCAUCUCCGGCGCGGCAGCUGGCGCAGCGGCCACGGCGACUACGUAUCCCUUGGACUUGCUGAGGACACGGUUUGCUGCGCAGGGCAAUGAUCGCGUCUAUACGUCACUGCGGGCGGCGAUUGUGAGCAUAAGUAAAGACGAGGGGUUCCGGGGUUUCUUUAGAGGCCUUGGCCCGGGAUUGGGGCAGAUCGUACCCUUCAUGGGCAUCUUCUUCUCUGUGUAUGAGAUGCUUCGGCUCCCUUUGGCUGUAUUCCCACUCGAUCUUGUGCGCAAGAGGAUACAGGUGCAGGGGCCAACAAGGAACCGCUAUGUUCACAAGAACAUUCCGGAAUAUAACAUGGGUGCUGUCAAGACUCUAACGACGAUUCUCAAGACCGAGGGAGCUAGAGGCUUGUAUAGAGGUCUGACCGUCAGUCUGAUUAAGGCUGCACCAGCUAGUGCCAUUACGGUCUGGACAUACGAGAGGAUGCUGAACCUUCUCAUUAGUAUGGAUGACAAAAAGGAAAGGAACAGCAUCUGA
Molecule: messenger RNA, 876 nt
Organism: Phaeoacremonium minimum UCRPA7
Lineage: Eukaryota; Fungi; Ascomycota; Sordariomycetes; Togniniales; Togniniaceae
Product: putative mitochondrial deoxynucleotide carrier protein
Exons: 4
Coding region: 1-876 (291 amino acids)
Biological process (GO): thiamine pyrophosphate transmembrane transport
Cellular component (GO): mitochondrial inner membrane
Molecular function (GO): thiamine transmembrane transporter activity
Source: RefSeq, a predicted model, not a curated record